Messenger RNA from Anopheles cruzii, 984 nucleotides. Its product is annotated as POC1 centriolar protein homolog A-like. The transcript is spliced from 3 exons. Gene Ontology annotation, cellular component: centriole; ciliary basal body. Gene Ontology annotation, molecular function: protein binding. Bases 1 to 768 code for a protein of 255 amino acids. Gene Ontology annotation, biological process: cilium assembly. NCBI's taxonomy places the organism in Eukaryota, Metazoa, Arthropoda, Insecta, Diptera, Culicidae. The record is from RefSeq and is a predicted model, not a curated record.
AUGUCUGGAAACGGGAACGGAGGGCAGAUUGUUCGCCGUUGUCCAGUUGUCCGUUCAACAGGACACACAAACUGGGUACGCUGUGCCCGGUUCUCUCCGAACGGUAAACUGAUCGCCUCCUGCGCUGAUGACCGCACGCUGAAACUGUUCGACCCUGCCUCCGGGCAGUGCGUCCACACAUUUGUCGACCAGAAGGGUGCCGGAUACAAAGUUGCUUGGCAUCCCGACAGUUCGCUGGUGGCAAUCGCGUUGGACAACUGUCGAGUGAAAAUUUAUGACGUGAACAUUCGGAAGCUGAUCCAAUACUACCGGAUUUUCGACGGCCCAGUCAACGCGCUCGACUUUCACCCUUCCGGCAACUAUCUGAUCACGGUCAGUGAGGAUGGCGUUACUAAAAUCAUCGACCUGCUCGAGGGUCGCCAAAUAUUCACUCUCACCGGUCAUCGGGGUCCGGUGACGGCGGUAAAGUUUUCGAAGGAUGGCAAAUUUUUCGUCACCGGCAGUGAAGAUCGGCAUGUGAUGCUUUGGCAGGCGAACUUGGACAGCGAAUCGGCACAACAUUCCCUCCACUCAACCGAUAGCAGUUGCGGGGAUAUGAAUCCACCGAUGGCCGGGCGAAAGUUUAGCUUCUUCGAUCAGGACGUCAGUGAGGCGGAUGCUGAUGAUGCCACGCAGAACAAAGAGAACUUGCCGGACACGAGCGUGUUAGUCGAUGCUUCUAAAACUGAAAACUUUAAAAUAUCUGACGCCGUAGAGGUUAGCGAUUAAACACUGUCGCAUCACCGUCCUUAUUCUCAAUGCUCCUUGCUCUGCGUAGUCCUUUAUUCACUUUAAUCACCUUACAUUUUGCUCAAAUUUCCCUUCCAUAUAAUGCAAGGAAAUUGUAAUCAAACUGAAUAAAUCCUCCCCCGGAGCUAACCAAACGGCCGGACUGAGCGUUAGUUUCACGAGCAAACCCUCGCCAAGCAACGACGUGGCAGUUCG